UCUUUCUCUCUCUCUUUCUCUAGCAGACUCACUCGCUCUCUCUUCGCACACUACUUUCUAUGUCAUGAAGAAAAGCAACCCUCCCAAUCCCGCCUUCCGGCGACCCCCACCGCCUCACUUACCGCGUGAUCCCCACGCCCAUCAAUAUUGCCGGCCUGUGCAGUCCGCCUAUCACAACCACCGUCCCAAUUUUCCGGCGAACCAUGGACUCAACCGGCCUCCCGGCCCCGCCGGGCGAACCCGAGGCCCAAAAUUCGUGGUGCAGCUCCGCUGCAACGGUGGCGUACACGGAAGAACCGAUGUGAACUCCGUGAUCGCCCAAUGCGUGCCUUCGCCGGCGGAUACCAGAGUCUUAGACAUCGGUCCCGUCGCCGGAGAAUUGUUCUUCUCUAGUUGUACCGACGGUUUGGAAGCGACUGUCAAUCUCUGGGGCUUGCGCUUCGACGGCGCUCACGGUUUCGAGCCGAGGCUCGUAGCCCCGUCCGGUUACCGCGAACUCGAGGACCGGCUCCGAGCCUUGUUCGCUGAUCGCGUGCGUCGCCUGAUCGACGGCGAGGAAGUGAAGGUGUGGGGCAAGAAGCACCAGCUUGUCUGGGAUGAGAUUAGAAACGUCACGUGGUCGCUCUCUCGGCGGAACCAGCUCGUCUCGUUCUCCCAGCUCCUCGACCGGAAGAAGGGCCUGAUUGCUGAGGGGGACUUGAUUUCGAAACGCUUGGGAGAGUUCAGGUCGGCCAUGAACUGUGUACUGGCUCACUUGGAAGGAAAGAAUGGUGAGGAGGGGAGUGGCGGUUCCUCCCAAAAAAUAGAGGAGAGUGGUGAAGAGGACGUGCAAAUUUUUAGUUUUGGUGAGGGUUUCGAUUGGAAUCGGGUUUACAGCUUGGUUUCGAGGGAGCGUCGACGGCUGGAGGAUGGGUUGCCGAUUUAUGCUUACAGGAAGGAGAUUCUUCGGCAAAUUCAUUGCCAGCAGAUAAUGGUAUUGAUUGGAGAGACUGGUUCUGGAAAGAGUACGCAAUUGGUUCAAUUUCUUGCUGAUUCAGGAAUUGCUGCUAAUGAGUCCAUUGUAUGUACUCAGCCCCGCAAGAUAGCUGCCAUCUCAUUGGCAGAUAGGGUCAAAGAAGAAAGUAUCGGGUGUUAUCAAAACAAAUCAAUCAUCUGCUGUCGGACAUCUUCAUCCCUUUCACAACUUGAUUCUGGGGUAAUAUUUAUGACUGACCACUGCUUACUGCAGCUCUACAUGAAUGAUGCCAAUCUAUCUGGGAUAUCAUGCAUCAUAGUUGAUGAGGCCCAUGAGAGGAGCUUGAACACUGAUCUCCUUCUGGCAUUGAUCAAGAGUUUAUUGUGUCGGAGACCUGAUUUACGGCUUAUUAUAAUGUCUGCCACUGCUGAUGCAAACCAGCUCUCAGAGUAUUUUUUUGGUUGUGGAAUUUUUUAUGUGGAGGGAAGAAGCUUUCCAGUUGCUGUCAGAUAUGUCCCUUGCAUGACGGAAGGAACUUCUGGCUCUGGUUUUUUCGCUUCAUAUGUUCCUGAGGUGGUGAGGAUGGCAACCGAAGUUCACGAAACAGAGAAAGAUGGGACAAUUCUUGCCUUUUUAACUUCUCAGAUGGAAGUAGAAUGGGCUUGUGAAAAUUUCAAUACACCGUAUGCAGUUGCAUUAGCUUUACACGGAAAACUUUCUUAUGAAGAGCAAAUUUGUGUUUUCCAAAGCUUUCCUGGUAAAAGAAAAGUUAUAUUUGCAACAAAUAUUGCGGAGACAUCGCUGACAAUUCCUGGGGUCAAGUACGUAAUUGAUUCUGGUAUGGUUAAAGAAGGCAAAUUUGAACCUGGCAGUGGCAUGAACGUCCUCAAGGUUUGCAAGAUCAGCAAGAGUUCCGCUAAUCAACGAACUGGGCGUGCUGGAAGGACAGAACCAGGAAGGUGUUAUAGACUCUACUCAGUAUCUGAUUAUGAAUCUAUGCCUCCUAACCAGGAACCCGAGAUUCGUAGAGUUCAUCUUGGAGUUGCGGUUCUUAGGAUCCUUGCUUUAGGCAUCAAGAAUGUACAGGACUUUGAUUUUGUUGAUGCACCAAGUGCUAAAGCUAUUGACAUGGCCAUCAGAAAUCUAGUUCAGUUAGGAGCUGUUACAUGGAAUAAGGAUGCUCUUCAAUUAACUGGUGAAGGUAGGUAUUUGGUUAAAUUGGGUAUUGAGCCUCGGCUUGGUAAGCUGAUUCUAGGCUGCAAAGAGCAUCGUUUGUUUCGAGAGGGAAUUGUUCUUGCUGCUGUAAUGGCAAAUGCCAGUAGCAUAUUUUGUAGAGUUGGUAAUGAUGAAGACAAACAGAAAUCUGAUUGCCUUAAGGUGCAAUUUUGUCAUCCCGGUGGCGACCUAUUUACUCUUCUCUCUGUUUACAAGGAAUGGGAGUCUGUGCCUCCAGAUAGGAAAGGUAAGUGGUGUUGGGAAAACAGUAUCAAUGCCAAAUCUAUGCGGAGAUGUCAAGACACAGUCAGGGAAUUAGAAUUUUGCCUCAAACAUGAACUUAAUGCUAUCAUUCCGAGUCACUGGUAUUGGGAUCCUCAUAAGUCUACUGAGUAUGAUAAAUAUAUGAAACAGGUUAUACUCUCUUCCCUUCAAGAAAAUGUAGCCAUGUACUCUGGAUAUGAUAAACUUGGUUAUGAAGUGGCACUAACUGGACAUCAUGUCCAGCUGCAUCCUUCAAGUUCAUUGCUGAUAUUCAGUCAGAAGCCUAGGUGGGUAGUUUUUGGUGAACUCUUGUCAAUUUCUAAUGAAUAUCUGGUCUGUGUAACUGGUGUUGAUAUAGAAUCUUUGUCUACCCUUUAUCCUCCCCCUCUGUUUGAUGUAUCUGAGAUGGACAGCCGAAAGUUGCAGGUGAGGGUGUUGACUGGUUUAGGUAGUACUCUCCUUAAAAGAUUUUGUGGAAAGUUCAGCAGUAAUCUGCUUGGUCUUGUAUCACGUUUACGGACCAACUUCAUGGAUGAACGUAUUGGCAUUGAAGUCAAUGUUAACCUGAAUGAGAUUCGGUUACUUUCCCCUUCACAGUGCAUGGAAAAGGUUUUUAUUUUUGUAAAUGGUGUGUUGGAGUAUGAGCGUAAGUUAUUACUUAACGAAUGCAUGGAGAAGUGCUUAUAUCAUGGAACUGGUGUUUCAUCUUCUAUAGCACUGUUUGGAGCUGGUGCUGAGAUCAAGCAUUUGGAGCUUGAAAAGAGAUAUUUGACCGUUGAUGUCUAUUAUUCAAAUGUGGAUGCCAUUUCUGAUAAGGAGCUUAUAAUGUUUCUUGAGAAGUUUGCUUCUGGUAGUAUCUGUGCUAUCCACAAGUUUACAGGCAUUGGACAGGACAGUGAUGACAAAGGGAAGUGGGGCAGGAUAACAUUUCUUACUCCUGAUGCCGCUAAAAAGGCUGCUGAACUAAAUAAUGUUGAAUUCAAUGGCUCCUUAGUAAAGGUAGUUCCUUCACAGACAUCAUUUGGAGGGGACUCAUUUCCUGCUGUUAAAGCUAAAGUUUGUUGGCCGCGUAGGCCCAGUAAUGGGUUUGCAAUUGUAAAAUGUGAGGCUCAUGAUGUUGGGUUCAUGCUUAGAGAUUUCUAUAAUCUGGCGAUAGGAGGAAAGUUUGUUCGCUGUAAAGCUAGCAACAAAUCUUCUGAUGGUGUUGUGAUAAGCGGAAUUGAUAAAGAAAUCUCUGAAGCCGAAAUUUUUGAAAUUUUGAGGUCUGCUACAAAUAGGAGAAUCCUGGAUCUUUUCCUGGUGCGAGGAGAUGCUGUAGAAAAUCCGCCAUGCAGUGCUUGUGAAGAAGCACUCCUAAAAGAAAUCUCUCCCUUUAUGCCUAAAAGGAACCCCUACACUAAUUGUUGCCGAGUCCAGGUCCUUCCACCAGAACAAAAGGAUACUUUCAUGAAAGCUUUUAUCUCUUUUGAUGGAAGAUUGCACUUGGAGGCGGCAAAAGCUUUAGAGCAACUGGAAGGGAAAGUAUUGCCUUGUUGUUCUUCAUGGCAGAAGAUAAAGUGCCAGCAAUUAUUUCAUAGCUCGUUGUCAUGUCCUGGGCCCGUCUAUGUUGUGAUCAAGAAGCAACUGGAUCCUUUACUUGAAAGCUUCAGGGAUUUAAAAGGUGCAGAGUGCACUCUAGACAGGAUUGCUAAUGGUUCCUUUCGAGUGAAGAUAUCUGCAAAUGCUACAAAAACUGUGGCAGAGCUGAGAAGACCUGUGGAAGAGCUUAUGAGAGGGAAGACCAUGGAUCAUGCCAGCCUCACCCCUACCAUUAUACAGCAUCUAUUUUCCAGAGAUGGCAUCAGUCUUAAGAAGUCGGUGCAACAAGAGACAGGAACCUUCAUUAUCUUUGACAGGCAUAGCCUUAAUGUACGGGUAUUUGGUUCUCCAGACAAGGUUGAGUUGGCACAGAAGAAAUUGGUUGAAUGCCUUUUGACCCUUCACGAAAGCAAGCAACUUGAAAUCCAUCUCCGAGGUGGUGUUCUGCCUCCUAACCUAAUGAAGGAAGUGGUGCGUAAAUUUGGGCCAGACCUCCAUGGGCUCAAAGCGAAGGUACCUGGGGCUGACUUUACUCUCAUUACUCGUCGGCAUGUGAUCUCUGUUCAUGGUAGUGAAGAGUUAAAGCAAAAAGCAGAAGGGAUUAUUUAUGAGAUUGCACAGAUGCCAUAUGGGUCGGCUGAAGGGUUUGACAGUGAAACUGCUUGCCCCAUUUGCUUGUGUGACGUCGAGGAUGGUUACCGGCUUGAGCGCUGCGGGCAUUUGUGCUGUCGGUUGUGUCUGGUGGAGCAGUGUGAGUUUGCAAUCAAGAACAAUGACAGUUUUCCUAUAUGCUGUGCCCGCGAGAGCUGCCGGGCUCCUAUUUUGGUUACAGAUUUGAGGUCUCUCUUGACAAAUGAUAAGUUGGGGGAACUCUUCAGGGCUUCUGUGGGAGCAUUUGUUGCAUUGAGUGGGGGUGUUUACAGGUUUUGCCCAUCUCCCGACUGUCCUUCAGUUUACCGAGUGGCAGAUCCUGGGACUGCUGGUGAGCCAUUUUUCUGCGGGGCAUGUUAUGCAGAGACUUGUACUAGGUGCCAUUUAGAGUGUCAUCCUUACAUGUCAUGCGAGCGGUACCAGGAGUUCAAGGACGAUCCAGAUUCGUCUCUCAAGGAAUGGUGCAAGGGCAAAGAAAAUGUGAAGAACUGCCCUGUAUGUGGGUAUACAAUUGAGAAGGUUGAUGGGUGCAACCACGUUGAGUGUAGGUGUGGGAGGCACAUCUGCUGGGUAUGUUUGGAGUUCUUUCAAAGCAGUAAUGAUUGCUAUGACCACUUGAGGAUUCUACACCCGCCCGAAGUUUUUUAGCUGCUGCCUGCUGUCUGCUGUGUUAAUAAUAUUACCUUAAUACCUAAUCUAUGGCCUUGAGUUAUUCUUGUAUGUAUAUCCCAGAUGUAUAUAGGUCGUAAUAAGUAUAUACUAAUGUGUAGCCAGACAAAUGAUGCCUUUUUAUCUCCCAUCACUAGUCUUUUUCAUGCAAAGUAUGAACCCUCAUGGGAUCCUGCAACUGCUUCUGUAAAUGUCUUCAGAUGAUUGCCUUCGUUUUCAUCUGUUUUCAGGA
Molecule: messenger RNA, 5564 nt
Organism: Corylus avellana
Lineage: Eukaryota; Viridiplantae; Streptophyta; Magnoliopsida; Fagales; Betulaceae
Product: ATP-dependent RNA helicase DEAH11, chloroplastic
Cellular component (GO): intracellular anatomical structure
Molecular function (GO): ATP binding; zinc ion binding; helicase activity
Source: RefSeq, a predicted model, not a curated record